AUGGCCUGGCGAGUAGAUGAUCGAUGGCUCUGGCUUGGGCUUGGCGCCAUCACUUUCAUCGCCGUCCGCGGCAUAAGCUACGCGCUCCAUGAAGUCGUCAGCCUCGUCGAAGUCAGCGAUGCCCCGCAAGAAGACCACGAAGUCGAGGAGGAUACGAGCACUGCAAUAAGCCUCGCCUCCCUCAAAGCCCUCGCAACCUGCGACAACGCCAACAUCCGCGACGCCGCCAUCAAAGUCGUCUGCGCCCGCAUCAUCGCCGACAAAGCCGCCCAAGACCUCAUAAUCUCCCAACUCUACAGCCCCGACACCCUAACCCGCGAGAUCGCCACCCGCGCCGCGCAUCUCAUCGACAAGCAGCUGCGCUCGCACGCCUGGCGGCUGCCUCCGCUGGCCCGCACCAGCACCCGCACCGUGACGCGGCGGUGGGUCGUCGAUGCCGAUGGGCGGUGGGUGGCUGAGCCCGGUGGGGAUGAGGGGCUGCGGCAGCCGCUUAGGGACGUGACUGCUGCUGGGUUCACGCGGAGUAGGUUUCGCGAGGAGAGUCCCGAGGAGCUGGCGUUGAGGCGGCGGAGGAGGGAGGUUAUGGUGUUGAAUGAGGGGGAUGGGCCGGUGGGGGAGGAGGAUAUUAUUCAGCCGAUUGAGGGAGAGAGCGGUGGGAGGCGGGAGUGGGAGGUUUUUGCUGAUGGAAGGGAGGUGGCUGUGGGCACGUAA
Messenger RNA from Coniosporium apollinis CBS 100218, 711 nucleotides. RefSeq lists its product as uncharacterized. The coding region runs from base 1 to 711 and encodes 236 amino acids. The transcript has 4 exons. The record is from RefSeq and is a predicted model, not a curated record. NCBI's taxonomy places the organism in Eukaryota, Fungi, Ascomycota, Dothideomycetes.